AUAAAGGAUACGUAGUGAAUUAAUUCAAUUUAACAUAUCAAUUAAAGGAAAAGGAUCCAGAGGAACGUUUAGCUAAGAAGGAAUUUCUCUAAUAAAACAAAUUUAAUAACAGUUCUGCAAAACAGUAGUAAAUAAUUACCAAAAAAUAUUUACUAAAAUAGAGAAAUAUCUCUCAUAUUGUUUAAUUAAGACGUAGAUAUAAAGUAGCUAAUAAUGGAUCCUUCAACAUCAAAAGAUGAGAAAUUGACAGAAACUCAAGUAGAACUUCAAAAUUUCUUUCCAAAAGUACUCGAGGAAAUUAAGAACAUUAAAGUGAUAGAGCCUGGAAAUCAGUUACUGCCACUUGCGAGGAUUAAAAAAAUUAUGAAAUUAGACGAGGACGUGAAAAUGAUUUCAGCAGAAGCACCAUUGUUAUUUGCAAAAGCCACUGAGAUAUUUAUCCACGAAUUAACUCUAAGAGCAUGGUUACAUACGGAAGAUAAUAAGAGAAGGACAUUACAGAGAAAUGAUAUAGCAAUGGCUAUAAGUAAAUAUGAUCAAUUUGAUUUUCUCAUUGAUAUCGUACCAAGAGAUGAAAUUAAACCAAAAAAGGAAGCUGAUAACAAAGCGACAGUACAGGAAGUAUUUUAUGUGCAAGCACCAACUCAACAGAUGCAAACAGUCACUGUUCCUUCAAUGCAGUCAAAUCAACAGUCAGCAGUACCCCAAACGAUACAACUCCCAAAUGGCAUGCAGGCUACAACAGCACAAACACAGAAUAUUAUCCUUCAAAGUCCUACACAAACGCAAGUUCCAACGAAUCUCAUACAACUGGCCAAUUCUGGUCAGCAAAUUCAAAUCGUUCAACAAGUCGUAGGACCAAAUGGUGAAAUAUCUCAGAUUCCAGUUCAAAUGUCACAGCAACAACUGUCAAUGCUGAGAUCUCAAAUGGCAGGAACACCAAUGAUCGUUCAAGCCCCACAGACAAUUUUCCAAACUCAAACAGGACAGAAUAUUGCCAUUCCACUAGCUAAUCUUGCACAACAAGGACUAUUCAUUAAUUCACAAACUGGAGCUAUUCAGCAACAAGCAACACAAAUGCAACAAGCACAACAACAGGGACAUAUAAAAGAGGAGCAACAAUAACAAUUAAUUGAUUUUUUUUAAAACAAUUUCCC
Chironomus riparius is the source of this 1157-nucleotide messenger RNA. Lineage: Eukaryota; Metazoa; Arthropoda; Insecta; Diptera; Chironomidae. The record is from the annotation of a GenBank genome assembly.